This is a messenger RNA of Octopus sinensis (East Asian common octopus), 1620 nucleotides long. Its product is annotated as tubulin beta chain. The transcript has 5 exons. The coding region runs from base 190 to 1530 and encodes 446 amino acids. The record is from RefSeq and is a predicted model, not a curated record. Lineage: Eukaryota; Metazoa; Mollusca; Cephalopoda; Octopoda; Octopodidae. Gene Ontology annotation, cellular component: cytoplasm; microtubule. Gene Ontology annotation, molecular function: GTP binding; structural constituent of cytoskeleton; GTPase activity. Gene Ontology annotation, biological process: microtubule cytoskeleton organization; mitotic cell cycle.
CAAACUGCGUUGCCUCUUUUGUUAUUAAACUGAUGCUGCCACCCCUGCAUGUGCCAUUCUUUAAAUUUCUUCCCACUCUUAUUAGUUUGUUUACAUUAUUCAUGAGAAGGAAUCUAUAUAUUCUUCGUAAAGUCAGCAGUUGAAUUCUGAGAUUUUGGUGCUUGACAAAAAAACUACUUACAGUUUAACAUGAGGGAGAUUGUACAUAUCCAGGCUGGCCAAUGUGGCAACCAGAUUGGGUCAAAGUUCUGGGAAGUGAUAUCGGUGGAACAUGGAAUCGAUGCCUCUGGAGUCUACCAAGGAAAAUCUUCCAAACAACUGGAACGGUCUUACGUCUAUUUCAAUGAAGCAUCCAGCGGCAAAUAUGUGCCACGGGCCAUCCUCUUGGAUUUAGAACCAGGAACAAUGGAUUCUGUCCGGUCCGGUCCAUACGGCAACCUAUUUAGACCCGACAACUAUGUAUUUGGUCAAACAGGAGCUGGCAAUAACUGGGCCAAAGGACAUUAUACAGAGGGCGCUGAACUUGUUGACACUGUUUUAGAUGUAAUCCGAAAAGAAUGCGAAGGUUGUGAAUGUGUCCAAGGAUUCCAGAUGACUCAUUCGCUGGGUGGCGGUACUGGAGCUGGUAUGGGUACCUUACUGAUUAGUAAAAUCCGGGAAGAAUACCCGGAUCGAAUCAUGACUACAUUUUCUGUGAUGCCUUCUCCCAAAGUAUCCGACACAGUUGUCGAACCUUACAAUGCCACCCUGUCUGUCCACCAAUUGGUUGAGAACACAGACGAAACCUUUUGUAUUGAUAAUGAGGCUCUCUAUGACAUAUGUUUCCGGACCCUCAAGCUACCCAAUCCUACCUAUGGGGAUUUGAACCAUCUUGUAUCAGCAACAAUGUCUGGCGUCACCACCUGCCUUCGCUUCCCAGGACAACUGAAUGCUGACCUACGAAAACUUGCAGUCAACAUGGUGCCAUUUCCUCGGCUCCACUUUUUCAUGCCCGGUUUCGCUCCACUCACAUCCCGCGGCAGCCAACUGUAUCGCUCGCACAGCGUUUCUGACUUGACACAGCAACUGUUCGAUGCCAAAAAUAUGAUGGCUGCCUGCGAUCCUCGUCACGGCCGUUAUUUAACUGUUGCCGCCGUCUUCAGAGGACAGAUGUCUAUGAAAGAGGUUGAUGAGCAGAUGUUUAGCAUUCAAAAUAAGAAUAGUCCCUUCUUUGUUGAGUGGAUCCCUAACAAUGUGAAAACUGCUGUCUGUGACAUCCCACCCACAGGUCUGGAGAUGUCCGCUACCUUCAUUGGUAACAGCACCGCAAUCCAGGAAAUCUUUAAGCGAAUAUCAGAACAAUUCACAGCAAUGUUCCGACGCAAAGCUUUCCUACAUUGGUACACAGGAGAAGGAAUGGAUGAAAUGGAAUUUACAGAAGCUGAGUCAAACAUGAAUGAUUUGGUGUCAGAGUAUCAACAGUACCAAGAGGCUCGGGCCACCGAUUCCGAUGAAUAUGAUGAGGAAGAUCAAUAUAAUGAACAAGAAUAAACAAAUAACAUUGCAGUUACUGUUGCCAUACCAAUUCAAUAACGAUAAUGAUCGUAUUUAUAAUAAUAAUAAUAAUAAUAAUAAUAAUAA